Tremella mesenterica DSM 1558 is the source of this 879-nucleotide messenger RNA. RefSeq lists its product as uncharacterized. Gene Ontology annotation, molecular function: phosphoprotein phosphatase activity. Bases 298 to 879 code for a protein of 193 amino acids. The record is from RefSeq and is a predicted model, not a curated record. The transcript has 5 exons. Gene Ontology annotation, cellular component: plasma membrane. NCBI's taxonomy places the organism in Eukaryota, Fungi, Basidiomycota, Tremellomycetes, Tremellales, Tremellaceae.
GUUGCACCUGUCACUCUUCCCGAUGAUGAGACUGCAGGCGUCACAUCAUCCGCCGUUCAACCUCCCGGGUCUGGCUCGGACCUCUUUCACACACCUCCACGUCUCCUUCACCGAGAAAGCGACUCUGCCGGAAAAACAGAUUCCAAAGAUCCUACCGAUACGUCAGGUGGAUAUAGCGGUAUAUCCGAGUCAGACUUGACGGAAUUGGACCAAUCAGCUAUCUCACAACAAGACGAAGUGGAAUAUCAUCUUCAAGAAUACGAGGAUGAAGAGGAUAGGUUGAUAGCUCAAGGUGGAAUGGGUAUACCGCUAGACGAACAUGGUCAUCCGGCACCUUUAUUACCUCCUAUAGAUAAAGCACAUCUAGGAAGGAAAUGUUUGGUAUUGGAUCUGGAUGAAACUUUGUUACAUAGUUCUUUCAAGAUGCUCCCUUCCGCAGACUAUAUAGUCCCUGUAGAGAUAGAAGGUCAGGUCCACAACGUCUACGUCAUCAAAAGACCAGGGGUGGAUAGAUUCUUAUAUGAGAUGGGAAAGAUAUACGAGGUUGUGGUGUUUACUGCGAGUUUGAGCAAGUAUGCAGACCCAGUGUUGGACAUGCUCGAUCCGAAUGGAGUGGUUCUGCAUCGUCUUUUCCGAGAGAGCUGUUAUAAUCAUAAAGGGAAUUAUGUCAAGGAUCUUUCCCAACUCGGUCGAGAUAUGGAAUCAUGUAUCAUCCUCGAUAAUUCACCCGCUUCGUAUAUUUUCCAUCCCAACAACGCCGUGCCCGUAUCUACUUGGUUCAACGAUCCUCACGAUACGGAAUUGACGGAUUUAUGUCCUUUUUUGGUUGAUUUGGCCACUGUGGAUGAUGUCCGAGGUGUCCUCGAUGGUGCUGUUUGA